CAUUGGACAACCAGAAAAAUCUUUACAAGUUGACUAUGGAGUUACCUUCUAGCCUUGAAGAUUUGGACCCCAAAUUUGUCACACGUUGCUCACUGAUAGAGAUCGAAGGAGUUUCUUUGCCCACCACAACUGCAAAAUAUUGGGAUCGGAUAAAGAGCUUCCAGGCACGGCCAGAUGAUCUUCUCAUCUGCUCUUACCCCAAAGCAGGAAGCACCUGGUUGCAGGAGACUGUGAACAUGAUCCAAAAUGCAGACAAUCUGCAGAAAUGUGCUCAAGCCCCCAUCUACAAGCGGAUGCCCUUUCUGGAUAUGUUUCCUCCAAUCACCUUUCCUUCAGACUUGGACAAUGCUGAAGCAAGGCCUUCUCCACGCUCACUCAAAAGUCACCUCCCAGUUCAUCUUCUGGCUCCAUCCUUUUGGGAACAGAAGUGCAAGGUAAUCUAUAUUGCCAGGAAUGCAAAGGACACUGUGGUUUCAUAUUUCCACUUCCAUCACAUGAACAAAACCUUGCCCCAUCCAGGAAAUUGGGAAGAGUUUCUGGAUAAGUUUCUUGCUGGGAAAGUUAUCUGCGGCUCAUGGUUUGACCAUGUCUGUGGCUGGUGGGAGGCUAAGAAACGUCACCCGAUUCUCUAUCUCUUUUACGAAGACAUGAAAGAGGAUCCAAUUCGGGAAAUGAGGAAAAUAGCCCAGUUCCUGGGAUUAGAGGUUCGAGAACCAGUUCUGAAUCAGAUUUUGGAGCACACCCAGUUUGAGACUAUGAAAGGAAACAAAAUGGCUAAUUAUAGUAAUGUGUCUCCCUGUCUCAUGGACCAUACCGUGUCACCCUUCCUCAGAAAAGGUAUUGUUGGUGACUGGAAGGAACACUUCACAGUGUCUCAAAGUGAACAUCUGGAUGGCAUCUGUAGUCAGUUGCUGGAAGGCAGUGGCCUGACCUUCCGCACAGAACUGUAAAAGCAGGUCUGUCACUUCCAUAUAGUCUUCUCAAUCAAGCCUGCUUAAAUUAUUAAUUUUUCUUGCAUUUAAUAAAAUAAGCCAUGGAUCCACAACCAAAUGAGAAUCCAAGUUUUACUGUGCAUCUCUUUAAAAAGCUAAUUCUUGUUCAAAAGCAUUUGUCGUUGCCACUUAAAUUUCUUUUUGCUGAAAUUCUCUUAUUGGGUUGCUCUCUCUCUCCCUCUUUCUCUCUCUUCUAUACCAUAUGAAGUAUGUGGGAGGGCUGUCCAGUUUUUAAUUUAGACCUCUCUAAUUUUUACUUAAAUUUUCUUUUCAAUUGCUUAAAAAUUACUAGUAGGAAAAGCAUUUCAAAAGGAAAGUGGAAAAAGGGAAGGCGAUAGAUAGAAAUAACACUUUGCUGAUAUUCCAAUCCCACAACUGAGGGUCAAAUAUGGCUGUAUUUCAUUUUUAUGCUGUUUGGCUCAGCUUCUUUCAUGGAAGCUGGGGAUGAAAUUGGGAAAGAUUUCUCUCUCCCUGCACCUCUUAUCCAGCAUGCAGUAAGGAAAUCAAAUA
Molecule: messenger RNA, 1502 nt
Organism: Pseudonaja textilis
Lineage: Eukaryota; Metazoa; Chordata; Lepidosauria; Squamata; Elapidae
Source: RefSeq, a predicted model, not a curated record